AUGAAUGAGCAUGUAUUACUCUGGUACUCCUCCGAUUCCGAUUCCUCGCAGCGUGCCGCCACUUCUCCUGCUCGUGGCAGAGGCGGACGCACUUCCGGUCGCGGCUUCCGUCGUGGCUCCUCCGUUCGCGCUCCACCUGCUCCGAACUCUGCACCGCGUCCCUCCGCUGCACCGGCUCCGCGUCCCUCCGCUCCACCCUCCACUCUACCUGCUCCGAACUCUGCUCCGCGUCCCUCUGCUCCACCCUCCGCUCCACCUCGUGACAACUGUCUGCGUCCCUCCGUUAUCACCUCCCGCGGUCGCGCCCCUCCUCGCUGUCCCCGGUUCCACGAUUAUGAUUCAGAUGGAUUGAUGAAAGAUGAAUCUGGAAGAGCAUUGCCCGGCGAUUAUGGCUUUGAGGGCUACAACAUUGAAGAGCGUUCCGACUCUGACGCCGGAGAGUGA
Lotus japonicus is the source of this 444-nucleotide messenger RNA. RefSeq names its product classical arabinogalactan protein 10-like. The record is from RefSeq and is a predicted model, not a curated record. Bases 1 to 444 code for a protein of 147 amino acids. The transcript is spliced from 2 exons. Lineage: Eukaryota; Viridiplantae; Streptophyta; Magnoliopsida; Fabales; Fabaceae.